Molecule: messenger RNA, 1244 nt
Organism: Manis javanica (Malayan pangolin)
Lineage: Eukaryota; Metazoa; Chordata; Mammalia; Pholidota; Manidae
Gene: NOL7
Product: nucleolar protein 7
Cellular component (GO): nucleolus; nucleus
Molecular function (GO): RNA binding
Source: RefSeq, a predicted model, not a curated record
CGCCGGAGCCAGACGGUCUGACGCUGCGUGGCGAUGGUGCAGCUCCGGCCUCGCGUGUCAUGCGCGCCGGCUUCGGUCUUGGCGGCGGUGGAUGAAGGCCCGCCCGCCUUGGAGGCGGCGGCGGAGCACGGCCUGUUGCUCCCGCAGCCCAGUAGCGGCGCGGCCGCCGAACCGCUGCGGGAAGACGAGGACGGGGCCUACGAAUUUGACGACGAGGCCCCGGAGGAGCUGACUUUCGCCAGCGCCCAGGCGGACGCGAGGGAAGAGCAGCAGCGCGUUCGGGAGUCGGUGCGCAGGGACAAAACGCUCCUGAAGGAGAAGAGGAAGCGACGCGAGGAGCUGUUCAUCGAACAGAAGAAAAGAAAACUCCUUCCAGAUACUAUUCUAGAGAAGUUAACUACAGCUUCACAGACUGACAUAAAGAAAUCACCAGGAAAGUUGAAAGAAGUUAGUUUGCUGCAAAAGAAAAAUGAAGAAUGUGAAAAAGGAAGCAACUCCAAGAAAGCUCAAGUGCAGAAAGUACAAUCUGUUGGCCAGAAUAAAAGCUACUUAGCUGUAAGGCUAAAAGAUCAAGAUCUGAGAGAUUCAAGGCAACAAGCAGCCAAAGCCUUCAUACAGAAUUCUUUGUACGGUCCAGGAACCAGCAGAACUACCGUAAAUAAGUUCCUGUCUCUUGACAACAAGAGGUCACCAGUGAAAAAAGCUGCAGUCCAGUUUUUGACUAAUGCUUGGGGAACCCAGAAAAAACAAGAUGCCAAGAGGUUUAAAAGACGGUGGAUGGUUAGAAAGAUGAAAACAUCUAAGAAGUAAAUCAAAGCUUAAUGAAGAAUGAGAACUUGUAUGUACAGAACUUAAGAGUUUAGAGGGUUGAUUUUUCUGAAAACUUAAUAAAGCAUUUAUGAAUCAUUUCAAAGGGUCAGUAUAACCUCACCACAGGUCAUCCUUCUGGAUUGGAAUCAGACCUUGAGAUCUACAGGGGUCCUGGAAGAAAAAGCAGCUUAAAAGGAAUUGUUUUCCUUUCUUUUUGUGUUUCUCCAUUUAAUUGAAAGCAACACCUACAGGAGUCAGGGAACCUCAUCUGCCCACCCAGCAGUGUUGCAGAGGGAAAAGGAGAAAGGGACAUCCAGGAAAAGUCACCUGCGGCUCUCACACACCUUCAUCUCUCAGAUGUUUUGGUGCUGUUGAUGAGAUUUUGUGUCACAGAAUAUGGAAUAAUAAUAAAGAGAAGCAGCUGUGAAACAGUA